AUGAAGACGUUCGUGAGCCCUGCCAAUGCUAUAUGCUGUAGCUUGUUGUCUAUUUGCGGUAUCAUUUUUUUGGUGGUUCUUGGACUGGCAUUCGAUGCCAAAGUCGAAGUUUUGACUGAAUUCGUAACAGAUCCCGACGAUCCUCAUGCUACAGCCCAAGCUUGCUUUACAGCUGCUAUUGUCUAUGCUUGUUUCCUCGGUUUCUGCGGUUGCCAGUCUCUUGUCCAUCGAUACAACUCUCGCAAUCAAAUCCAACUGUAA
Molecule: messenger RNA, 261 nt
Organism: Radiomyces spectabilis
Lineage: Eukaryota; Fungi; Mucoromycota; Mucoromycetes; Mucorales; Radiomycetaceae
Exons: 3
Coding region: 1-261 (86 amino acids)
Source: RefSeq, a predicted model, not a curated record